Pseudonaja textilis is the source of this 513-nucleotide messenger RNA. NCBI's taxonomy places the organism in Eukaryota, Metazoa, Chordata, Lepidosauria, Squamata, Elapidae. The record is from RefSeq and is a predicted model, not a curated record.
AUGCGGAGCGGUGGCGCCGGGAGCAGCCAGCCUAGCGGGGCAGCGGAGAAAAGGGCUCCCGGAGCGGAGGCGACGGCCCCCGAGGGGCUGGCCAAGCCCCCUUACUCCUACAUCGCGCUGAUCACCAUGGCCAUCCUGCAGAGUCCGCAGCAGCAGCUGCCCCUCAGCGGCAUCUGCGCCUUCAUCCGCGGCCGCUUCGCCUACUACGGCCGGCGCUUCCCCGCCUGGCAGAACUCCAUCCGCCACAACCUCUCGCUCAACGACUGCUUCGUCAAAGUGCCUCGGCAGCCCGGCAGCCCUGGCAAAGGCCACUUGUGGCGCCUCCACCCGGCCUCGCAGGGCAUGUUUCACAAUGGCAGCUUCCUCCGGCGCAGGCAGCGCUUCAAGCGGCCCGCGCCCCCCUCCUCCGCCGGGAUCCUGCUCUUCCCACCUUCCUCUGGUCCCUUACUGCCUCCGGCGUGCAAACCCCAAGGAGGGGCUCGUAAAAUUACUGAUUUUAAAGAGCCAUUAUAG